AGUAAAGUCCAGAGGAACAAAAUGAAAUUAAUUAUUUGUGUUUUGUUUGCCAAUUUAUUUUUAUUAAGUUAUUCAAAAGCUCAAGAUGAAACUCCCCAAAAUAUUAAUAAACUUCUGAAUAAUCAAGUUGUUGUAAGCAGACAGAUAAUGUGCGUCUUAGACAAAGGUCCUUGUGAUAAGCUAGGACAGCAGCUUAAAGCUAGUUUGCCAGAAGUGAUUUCACGAAACUGUAAAAAUUGUACCAAGCAGCAAGCUCAAAAUGCUCAAAAACUAAUAAGUUUUCUUCAAUCACGCUAUCCAGACGUUUGGGGAAUGCUGUAUAGAAAAUAUAAACAAGAACAGAAGAAAUAAUUCUAUGCAUAAGAAAAUAUAUCAAUUUUAGCCAUAAUUAAUCUUACAUUCAUAAUAACUAAUGACCAUCUGCUUUGUUAGUAUUAUUGGAAAAUAAAAUCAUUACACUCUGCUAAUAGAUUAUAUCAAAAAUAUACAAUAAAUUUACUAAAACAAUUACUAAACUGUUUUAUUUUAAUUUUAAAAUACAUGACAAUUUCCUAUUUUUAUUACAC
Molecule: messenger RNA, 566 nt
Organism: Chironomus riparius
Lineage: Eukaryota; Metazoa; Arthropoda; Insecta; Diptera; Chironomidae
Source: the annotation of a GenBank genome assembly